GAUCAUAGAACUCGAAUUGCGUAAUAUAUGGAGAACUGGUAGCUUGUGAGUCUCUGACGCCUUCACCUCAUCAGCAAAGGGAAAACAUGCUCCGAUUCUCUGGAAAACACACUGAAAAAUAAGACCAAAAUACCCUUCCCAAAUUGAAUCAACACAAAAAAACCCACUAAAAAUUAAGCAAAUAGCAUUCUACUAGAUUUGCAAUAGCAACUAGUAGAAGCAGCAGCAAUCACUCAAUUCAACAAUUACCGCAGUUCAGAAAAUGAGCACCGCCUCUAGUUCUUCACCGCCGCUGCUUGUUCCGCCGCCUGAGCAUGAAUGGAUCGACACUUACAUUAAAUUGCUUCCUCAAUGGCAAUCUCUCACUCUUUCUCACCAGUCAAUAAUACCGAUUUCGAUAUCUAGAGUUAAUCAAUUUGAUGCUGGGAGAUUAGAUAUUGAAAUGUCAGCCAUGUUAAAAGAGCAAUUGGUUAAGGUUUUCUCUUUAAUGAAGCCAGGAAUGCUAUUUCAAUAUGAGCCAGAACUUGAUGCUUUCCUUGAGUUUCUUAUUUGGAGGUUCUCUAUUUGGGUAGAUAAGCCUACUCCUGGAAAUGCUCUCAUGAAUCUCCGCUAUAGAGACGAACGCGCAGUCGAAUUUAGAGAAAAAGUCAGAACAGGCUUGGAAGGACCUGGACUGACUAUGGCUCAGAAACUUUGGUAUUGCAUCGCCACUGUUGGGGGUCAAUAUAUAUGGGCUCGUUUGCAGUCCUUCUCCGCCUUUCGUAGAUGGGGUGAUUCUGAGCAGAGGCCUCUAGCACGACGUGCGUGGAUUCUGUUACAACGUAUUGAGGGAAUUUAUAAGGCUGCAUCAUGUGUCAACCUACUCAUAUUUCUAUACACGGGAAGAUUUAGGAAUCUUGUUGAAAGAGUAUUAAAAGCAAGGCUUGUCUAUGGAAGUCCCCAUAUGAAUCGAGCAGUUAGCUUUGAGUACAUGAAUCGCCAAUUAGUGUGGAAUGAAUUUUCGGAGAUGCUAUUACUGCUUCUUCCUCUUCUCAACUCAUCAUCAGUUAAAAACUUACUGAGCCCAUUUUCAAAGGAUAAAUCCUCAAAUUCCACAGCAGAUGAUAGCACUUGCCCCAUUUGCCAGACGACUCCAACCAUUCCAUUUCUCGCUCUCCCAUGUCAGCACAGGUAUUGCUAUUACUGCCUUAGAACAAGAUGUGCUGCAUCUUCGUUAUUCCGGUGUCCUAGAUGCAGCGAGCCAGUGGUAGCUAUGCAGCGGCAUGGUGGUUUAGGCAGCCAACAGAAAACCUAGUCAAUCAAUAACAGAAAUAAACAUAGAAAGAAAUUCAGCAUAGUGUACUGUAUUAUAUAAUGUGCCUGAAUUAGGCAUAUAAUCAAAUCAAGAAAUCAAAAGUUUUAUCUGUAGAAUUAUUUAUUCCCAUUAUUUAGUUGGGAAUAUCAUUCAUUGUCAUCUUUCUGCAAUUAGAAAUUCCUUUCCUCAA
Messenger RNA from Mercurialis annua (annual mercury), 1484 nucleotides. RefSeq names its product peroxisome biogenesis protein 2. Gene Ontology annotation, biological process: protein import into peroxisome matrix. Gene Ontology annotation, cellular component: peroxisomal membrane. The record is from RefSeq and is a predicted model, not a curated record. Bases 263 to 1294 code for a protein of 343 amino acids. Lineage: Eukaryota; Viridiplantae; Streptophyta; Magnoliopsida; Malpighiales; Euphorbiaceae. The transcript has 8 exons. Gene Ontology annotation, molecular function: zinc ion binding.